Molecule: messenger RNA, 555 nt
Organism: Chaetomium globosum CBS 148.51
Lineage: Eukaryota; Fungi; Ascomycota; Sordariomycetes; Sordariales; Chaetomiaceae
Exons: 2
Coding region: 1-555 (184 amino acids)
Source: RefSeq, a predicted model, not a curated record
AUGGAGAAUGUGAUAAGCAAUCUUCUGUUUGACACGGACUACAACCUUGUUGGUAUUGUAGAUUGGGAAUGGAGCCGAGUGGUUCCGGUGCAGUUUAUGGUACCCCCGAUCUGGCUCAAUGCAUCACAGCUGGAUUUUGUACUGCUCAUUCAGGAGAACUACAACAAGCAGGUCGGCUACCUGCGUGCCGCCAUUCAGGAAGUCGAGAAAACAUUGGGCCUGUUACCGCAGUUGUCGACUGAAUGGGCACCGCUGGAGAAGUGGUGUCAUACCGCCAUCGUUCUUGGGCUCAAUUACCCCGAGCAUGCCUAUCUCGUGUACUGGGACCUGAUUUUUAGGAAACUGGUGCCCAGGGUUCGCGGUCUUACCCAGGAGCAGCGCGAUCAGCAACACGAGAAAGAAGUUGUCCUGCGCAUCAAGGGAUUCAUGGAGGGUUCUGAGGAGCGCCGGUCCUUCUUAGAAAGGAAGAUUCAGCAACAGUUGGAGUAUUUCGAGGCCGAGAAGGAGCACUACGGCCACAAGACGAGGCGGCGGAUUAUCAAGCCUGUCUGCUAG